This is a messenger RNA of Culex pipiens pallens (northern house mosquito), 825 nucleotides long. Its product is annotated as trypsin-1-like. Gene Ontology annotation, biological process: proteolysis. Lineage: Eukaryota; Metazoa; Arthropoda; Insecta; Diptera; Culicidae. Gene Ontology annotation, molecular function: serine-type endopeptidase activity. The record is from RefSeq and is a predicted model, not a curated record. The coding region runs from base 16 to 798 and encodes 260 amino acids. The transcript is spliced from 3 exons.
AUGAUCCGGCCAUAAAUGAAGCAGUGCGAAACGUUCAGAAUGAUUCGUUCAGCAGUCCUAAUCAUUGGUGCUUUCGCUGCACUGCAAACGACUGUCGAAUCUCGUAUUGUCAACGGAAAGGUAGUUGAGAUCCGGGACUAUCCACACCAGGUAGCCUUGUUGGAACCAGCUGACCCGGAGGAUGGUCAAUUCUGUGGUGGCUCCAUAGUCGCGGCACGUUGGGUCCUGACGGCUGGCCACUGCGUUUGGUCGCUCCUAGUCUCACAGGUCGCUAUCCGAGCGGGAUCGUCAUACCACGCCCGUGGAGGUCAGCUAAUCGCCGUGACACGGAAGGUCAUCCAUCCCGACUACAACAACGUGACAUUCGACAGGGAUUACGCCCUGUUGAAUUUGGCAAAACCGUUGACCUUGAAUGACAACGUGGCCAUCGCUAACCUUGUGGGCGCUGAUGAUUUUUUUCAGCCAGGAACCGUUUGUACUGUCAGUGGAUGGGGCAUGACGUUGUACAACGGGCCGGCGCACCAGCUACGGGCCGUCGAUGUACCGAUUGCCGACCACGAUCGGUGUCGUAGGAAUUACGAUUCGAAACAUGUUAUUACAAGUUUUAUGCUUUGCGCAGGAUAUGACGCAGGUGGGAAGGAUGCUUGUUUGGGUGAUUCUGGUGGUCCGUUGACCUGUUCCGGGAAGGUGGCCGGAAUUGUCUCCGUCGGAUGGGGAUGUGCCGCUAGAGAUUUGUACGGAAUUUAUGCUGACAUAGCGCAAGCACGUGACUGGAUUCAAUCCCAGAUUAAUACAUGAGAAUAAAGUCUGAUAAUUACAACAAAA